AUGAGCAACUUCAACGAGAUCGCCCAGCAGUUUGUCACUUUCUACUACCAGACUUUCGACACCCAGCGCGAAAACCUGGCUGGUCUCUACCGUGACCAAUCCAUGCUCACCUUCGAGACGAGCUCCGUCCAGGGUGCCGGUGCCAUUGUCGAGAAGCUUGGCGCUCUUCCUUUCCAGAAGGUGCAGCACCAGAUUGCUACCUUUGACGCUCAACCCUCCAGCGAGAACGGUAUCAUCGUGCUGGUCACCGGUGCUCUCCUUGUCGAUGAGGAACAGAAGCCCAUGAACUACUCCCAGCUCUUCAAGCUGAUGCCCGAGGGUACCAGCUACUUCGUGCUCAACGACGUCUUCCGCCUGAUCUACAGCGCCUAA
Penicillium olsonii is the source of this 372-nucleotide messenger RNA. The record is from the annotation of a GenBank genome assembly. NCBI's taxonomy places the organism in Eukaryota, Fungi, Ascomycota, Eurotiomycetes, Eurotiales, Aspergillaceae.